Molecule: messenger RNA, 2604 nt
Organism: Peronospora matthiolae
Lineage: Eukaryota; Oomycota; Peronosporomycetes; Peronosporales; Peronosporaceae
Source: the annotation of a GenBank genome assembly
AUGGCGGAGUGCCCCUCGCGCAUCCAAGAAAACACGGAGAGACACCGGCCACAGCGUGCUCAAGACAGCGGCGACCGCUAUCGAUCACAACGUGCAAACGUCGCUCAAGAAGAAGACUCGGGCGACUACCUCUUUUCGAUCGGUGAAACGACAUCUGCGAAAUCGAGCGACAUCUGGCUGGUCGACUCCGGGGCGACGCAGCACAUGACGUGCUCCAAGAAGUUCAUGCGGAACUACAAGGGGUUUGACGCUGUGGAUGUCCAUCUCGCGGAUGAUGGAAUCGUCCAAGCAAUCGGCAGUGGGGACAUUGUCAUGUCGAUGAAGACACCCCAAGGGAUGAAGAAAGGUGUGCUCACAAACGUGUGGCACAUCCCAAAGUUAUCCAGAAACCUGUUCUCGGUCGGCCGCUUCACCAAGGAUGUCGGCCCAGUGACGUUCACGAAGGAUGGGUGCUAUGGAGAAGCGAAAGGGACCAAGUGGAAAAUUGGUGCCCGUGAAGGUAAAGGACUGUUCAAGCUGCAAAUGACUCCAGUGGCGCCGGAACAAGCAAAUGCAGCCAAGUCGUCGGGAUGUCAAGGGGGCACCAAGUCGUACCUCUGGCACCUUCGGCUUGGCCACAUAGGUCACGAUGGACUCAAUUGCAUCGUGACGAAGAACAUUGGAAUUGGCAUCGACAUAUCUUCGGUGAAGAAGUGGGACGUGUGUGAAGGUUGUGCUCUGGGAAAACAGACUCGAGUGCGCUUCCAAUCAAACACUACAGCUCGCACCUCCAAACUCCUCGAAGUGAUUCACAGCGACGUAUGCGGACCGAUGUCGAUGGCAACUUUCAGUGGAAAACGGUACUUCGUGACAUUCAUUGAUGACAAGUCAAGAUACUGUGUCGUCUAUCUGCUCAAGAGCAAAUCUGAAGUUGCGGCGAAGUUCAUGGAAUACGCUGCGAUGGCCGAAACGCAAACCGGAAAGCGCGUGAAGUACCUUCAAAGCGACAAUGGGGGUGAAUACAAGUCCGACAAGCUGGCACGAUUCUGCGCGGAACGGGGAAUACAACAAAGGUUCACACCCCCAUAUACUCCUCAGCUAAACGGAGUAGCUGAGAGAAUGAAUCGCACGCUGGUCGAGUGUGCGCGUUGCAUGAUGGAACACGCUGGACUGGGAAAGAGCUACUGGGGUGAAGCAGUGAUGACGGCGAUGUUUCUUCGAAACCGCUGUCCAACACGUGCCAUUCACCAAGACAAGUCUCCAUAUCAAGUGUGGACGAUGAAGAAACCGAUUCUGGCCAACCUUAAAGUGUUUGGAUGCCACGCGUAUGUUCAAGUGCCUCAAGACAAACGCGCGAAGUUCGACUCCAAGUCAUCACUCUGUCGUUUCCUGGGAUACGCCGAACACCAGAAGUCAUAUCGAUUUGAGGAAGUGUCAACAGGAGCGAUCAAGAUCAGUCGCGAUGCCACAUUCAUGGAAGACAAGUUUGAUGAAGGUCCGCGCAACUACAACGAUGAGUCAAGUGUCGUUGAGUUUGAUGAUCAUGAUGAGGACGAAGAAAAAGAAGAAGGUAAAACUGACGACGACAUGGACUCGAGCGACGAUGACAACGAAGACACCAGGUCUUCGAAGAGCAACAUCAAGAGACACACGCGCACUCAAUCACUUGAGAAAGCUACCGUCAUUCCAAGUCCCAAGCGAAGAACAUACAGAGGUCCGUCGCUUGAGCAUGUGUCAGCGGCUGCAAUGGAUUUUGAAGCAGCCUACAUCGUUGAUUCAGUGGGGGAAACGCCGACUACAUUCAAGUCGGCGAUGGAAUCAAGCGACUCCGGCAAGUGGAAAGAAGCGUGUGACUCGGAGUUCGAUUCGCUUCAGAGAAACGACACGUGGGAAAUCGUGCCUCUUCCGAAAGGUCGCAAGGCCAUCGGGUGCCGAUGGGUUUUUCGUGUAAAGGAGAAUCAAGAUGGCGAAGUUGAACGUUUCAAGGCAAGACUUGUGGCCCAAGGAUUCUCACAGAAAUUCGGAGUUGACUAUGAAGAAACUUUCGCACCGGUGGCCAAGUUCACAUCGAUUCGUGUGGUGCUCAGUAUGGCGGCUAAGUACGGCCUAAUGCUACAUCAGAUGGACGUCAAGACAGCGUUUCUUAACGGCUCCCUCAACGAAGACAUCUACAUGGACCAGCCGGACGGAUACCUGGAUGCAACACAGCCGGACUAUGUGUGCAAGCUAAAGAGAUCACUCUACGGCUUGAAGCAAUCGCCUCGCAUGUGGAACCAAACAAUCGAUGGGUUCAUGAUCAAGAUGGGAUUCAAGAAGUGCGAAUCGGACCACUGCAUCUACAUCAAGCGAGACGACCAAGACAUGAUUCUCGUGGUGCUCUACGUCGAUGAUCUCAUCCUGGCCAGCAGCAACAACGAACUCCUCAAGUCAACCAAGAUGGCGCUGAGAAAACGCUUCGAAAUGACGGAUCUCGGUGAGCUCGAUUACUUUCUCGGCAUGGAGAUCAAGAACGACCGUAAGACGGGAAUGGUGACUGUACAACAAACCAAGUUUCUCAAGUCCGUGUUAACCAAGUUCGGAAUGGAUAACAGCAAGCGGGGAGAACCCCUCAAGAUCCCGGCCUGA